AUGGAGAAGCUUGCGAGGAAAGCUUUUACACGUCCUAGGGAACAUCUUACACCAAGUUGGUAUCUACCGAGACUUGGGCCUGUUAUUCAGUUGGUAGAAGUUAUCAUUAUCCAAAUACUAUCCUUGCCAGCCCUGGUAGUGGUUCUAAUGGCAGGGAUCCUUUAUAAACUUGGGCCUGUUGCAUGCAUUGUGCUCUCACUGUGGCGCCUAUGGCAGCAUGAUUAUUGCAACACCGCAUGUGACGACAACAAAGCAAACCUGGUGCCAGCACUGAACAUGUUCUACUGUUUGGUUAUUGGCCAAGGUGUGCUCUUCUUCAUAUGGUGGUUGAUGGAUGUGUCAGUGAUGUCGGUUAUGGUUUUGUUCCGGGAAGAAUGCCAGUUACCAGAAAAGUGGGGCAGCAUAACAAUUUUAGGUUACCUAUAUGAUAUCCGAGCAAAAUGCUGGCGAGACCCUACAUCCAUAGAUGGUAUGAAUUUGAUCAACUAUGCUGUUGAUUUGGUUGACUCGGAAUCGCAGAAAGACUACCUCUCAGGAGCAAGGAUGCUCGAUAACUUCAUUAAGCUGGAGGCAGAUGUAAGGCCCCUACUACUCCCCUCCAGACCAAAGAUUCAGAAGCUGAUUGAUACGCUAGGAUGGAGAAGCAGCAACAGAGAGCUCAGGGAGGUCGUCGCCAGGAUCGUCGCAUACCUUGCCGGUGACAUUCAUUUGUCCCAGUUCCCAGGGGCGAUACACUGCAUAUCCUCCCUGCUUGAUACCACCCUGCCGUAUUGGAACAACCAACAAGGACCCAGUCAUGUUACUGUUAGUGAGUCAAAAAAAGAUGCUGACGGUGCUAGGGAAAGGUUUAUUUCUCUUGCCAAAGAAAUAGAGGAAUAUAGAGGAAGAAGAGUUGCUGGUUUCGGUAAGAAAAAAUCGAUUUUUGUUCUCAAAGGCACUGAGGACAACAAAGUAAAAAAAUUCAGAAACCAAGGUGGUAACACUCCACAAGAUGGAGUGGAUAGCUCAACCCAUCAUGGCAGCAAAGGAGAUGGCUGGAAUGAGCUGAUUCUACAAGGCCUCACAAUUCUUGAGAGGCUCGUCUUCGAUCAACAUAAUUGCAACGACAUAUGCAACACCCCUGGUCUCCUCCCUAAGAUCAUGGCACCACUGUACUCUGAGACACUAAUCCAAGAUAUCAAUGCAAAUCUAUGGGCCGAUGUAGUGAAUGGGUCACUCAAAGUGGUACACAGGCUCAUCCGUGCUCCAGAGUGGAUUGGCAGAAGUGAUCUGGUCCACAAAAUCUGUUCCAACGAGCAUGCACUGAGCAACCUGGAGAGAAUUCUUUAUCAGGGAAAAAAUGAUGGCACAGAACUGCAGAUGAGAGCCAUAGAAAUCCUGACAGAACUGGUCACUGAUUCGUCAGCCAACCUCAGCACCGAAACAAAAGAAAAUCUAAUCAGAAAGCAGUUGCAGAUAUUCCUUACUGAUGAUAAAGGGGACAAAGAUGGUUUGAACAAGAAGAAUGAUGAUGAAGGGGACAAAGGAAAGCUUAGAGUUACAGCUGGGAAAUCACUGGCAUUGCUUUCCAAGAUGGAAACUAUCUCUAAGUUCAUAAAAAACCAACAGAACAACAUUGCAGAUUGUCCCAAUGAAAUACUUGAUUCUAAGAACGACAUCACGUACAGGACAGUAGCAUUGGAGAUCUUGGAGAACUUGUGCACUCACUGUACAUUGGACAAGGACUAUGUGAAGGAAACCUUGCUGCCAAAGGUCCUCACGGAAGUACUAGCCAGUACACAAGACCUCCCUAAAGAACAGAGAGAAGAGAGAAAAAUGUCUGCAUGGGAAAAAAGAUGUGCAAGAAGGGGAAAUGAUGAAGAAAAACAACUGACAAUAGAACGUAGCGGCCAAAUCAAGAAGUCACCUGAUAAGUCAAGUGAUGAGCUAAAAGCUGAAAUAGAAUACCGAGAAGCACUGUUAUCAAUUACUUUUGUGAUGUGUGAGUGUGACAAACUGAUCAGCGUCGAUGACUUCGACGAUGUGGUUCGAAAGAUUUCUCUAGAGGAAGGUGCAUUUGUGGGAAAGCUCAGGGCUAUAGUAGAAGAGAACUGUGAGGACAGAGCUCAUUGUCUAAGAAUCGUGAAGCUUUGCGGCCAGAUUGCGGUAUUAAUGCUGCAGCCCGGCCAGGACACCGUUCUGCUCAAUGAAUUCCUGAAGUCGUUGGAAAAUGCUUCAAAGAUCCUGUCUAACCUUGAGAGCUGCAUGCUCUUUGCAGGGACUGAUUGCGGAGUAAAGAAGACAGCCAGGCCUCUCCUCUCCGAUCUUGUGGAAAAAGUCAGAAAUUUGGUUGGUAACGAGAAUGUAACUGUAAUUGGCUAA
Messenger RNA from Triticum turgidum subsp. durum (durum wheat), 2361 nucleotides. The record is from the annotation of a GenBank genome assembly. Lineage: Eukaryota; Viridiplantae; Streptophyta; Magnoliopsida; Poales; Poaceae.